AUGUCCGUUCCCUCGUAUUAUACGGAGAUAGGUCACUGUAAUAUGUGUGACAUCGAAGAUAUGAAGUAUAGGGCCGUCAUCGUUAGUCCAGAGCAGCUUAUGAAACCUGGAGGGGAAUUUGAGAAACUGCUGUGCAAACCGCUUUUUGCGCAGCAGAUUAUUGGUGUGGUAUUUGAUGAAGCACAUUGUAUCACAACCUGGGGUGAAUUCCAUCCUGAAUACAAGGAAUUAGAACAUCUCCGUUAUAUCCUGCCUUGCUACAUCCCUUUCAUGCUUGCAUCCGCAACGCUCACAGUGGACAAUCUCGUACACGUGAAGCGGCUACUCCACAUAUGCUCAAACAAACUCCUCACGAUUCAAACUUCUGUCGAUCGUGCAAAUAUCAAACUCUGCGUCCAUAAAAUCAUGUACUCACUUUCAUCAUAUCAAGACCUCUCGUUUUUAAUACCUGACAGCUGGAAGGACAGUGACCCAGCACCUCCAAAGUUUCUCAUCUUCUUUGACGACAUGCAAGACUCUAUAGCGGCGGCAAAAACAAUACAGAAACGACUCCCAUCAGCACUGCAAGAUGAGGUGGACCGCUUGAUAUCUGGAGAGACUUGGGGGCUUUGCACCACAGAAUCGUUCGGAAUGGGAAUGGACGUACCAGAUAUAUUACUUGUCAUCCAGUGGAAAGCGACAUGCAAGUUGGCCACUCUUUGGCAACGAUGGGGACGUGCUGUCAGGGAUCGCAGACUCCAAGGCACAGCAAUAUUAUUUGCUGAAAGAGAGUAUUUCGACGACGUGCGUGAAGAAAAGCACUGGCGGCAAGAGACAAAAAAACACAAAGCAGGCGAGAACAGAGAAUGUACGGCUACAAGACAGCGUACCCAGCUACAUCCUGUAAACAGGCAGGAUGAUGUACAUGAGUGGGAAAAUGAUAUUCCUGGGGAUGAUAGUGACGGUGACAAAGCGGAGGUAGGUGAUCAAGAGCUAAGAGGGCAGUUGCAGUCAAAGUUGGAGGGAAAGCCAGGUGGUUCAUGGAAGAAGAGGGAAUUAGAUCCUGUGAUGGACUGCUUGAUUAAUGCUCACCUGCAAGGUACAAUUCAUUGUCGACGCAAGGUCCUCCAUGUUCACUUCAAUGACUCAUUGGCUGAUCCAGACCAUGUUACAUGUGACCCAUCAAAUUCCGACGGCUGCACCCAUUGCGCACCACUCACAUCAAGUGUCUGUUGCGACAUCCAUAAUCCCGACUCUCUCUCACAUAACAAUAUAUCUUUACCUUCCAAAAUCGCCCACCGUUCACGCACUGUCAAGUACGAGAUGGGGCCACAGGAAUUUGAGCUCCAUGAUGCUCUGGAAGAAUGGCGAGAAUUAAUAACUAGGAGAGUAUACGGUGAUUCGGCGCUCAACGACUAUGGUCCUGGUGUGACAAUGCCAGACUCGGUAUUGGACCGUAUUGUCGACUGUGCUCACCACCAUAAAUUUUCUACUACCGAUGACCUACGUAAGGAAACAAAGUGGUCUGCAGCGGACCGCUUUGGUAGUGAUGUCAUAGCUAUCGUUCAGCGCAUCAUACCAGUUCCCGUGCUCAUACCUGUUUUCACUACUGCCACGCGUCCAUGA
This is a messenger RNA of Suillus plorans, 1605 nucleotides long. Its product is annotated as P-loop containing nucleoside triphosphate hydrolase protein. The transcript is spliced from 5 exons. Lineage: Eukaryota; Fungi; Basidiomycota; Agaricomycetes; Boletales; Suillaceae. Gene Ontology annotation, biological process: double-strand break repair via homologous recombination. Gene Ontology annotation, cellular component: nucleus; cytoplasm; chromosome. Gene Ontology annotation, molecular function: four-way junction helicase activity; 3'-5' DNA helicase activity; nucleic acid binding. The coding region runs from base 1 to 1605 and encodes 534 amino acids. The record is from RefSeq and is a predicted model, not a curated record.